Drosophila virilis is the source of this 1225-nucleotide messenger RNA. Its product is annotated as kelch-like protein 40. Gene Ontology annotation, molecular function: protein binding. Gene Ontology annotation, cellular component: cytosol. Lineage: Eukaryota; Metazoa; Arthropoda; Insecta; Diptera; Drosophilidae. Gene Ontology annotation, biological process: neurogenesis. The record is from RefSeq and is a predicted model, not a curated record.
CCACUUUUGUCUGUGCAACUAGCGUUUGCUUUUCUAAACUUGGUUAUUAAAAUGCAGAACACGGCGACAAACUGGCAGGAUCUCAGACCCCGCGAACGCAUGGAACAUUUGCUGAUGACCGGCCACUUGUCGGAUUGCAGUUUCGUCGUCUAUGACAAUGAUGGUAAUAAGAUUCUAUUAAAAUGUCAUAAAUUUGUGCUCAUGAGUGUUUCACCUGUUUUUGAACGCAUGUUUGAGGGCGAUUUCGAGGAGGCAAAGAUUCCCGACAACAUUGUGCUGAACGAUGUGUCGGGCAAUGAUUUUAGAAAAUUCAUUGAAUAUUUGUACUGGCACGAUAACCGUCGACUGGAUUCGUAUGAUCUGCAGACACUACAAACAUUGAUUUAUCUGAGCAAAAAGUUCAUGGUAUCCUUUUUUACCAACAAUUGUUUAAAUGUGAUCAAGCGCCGUUUGGCCAGUGGCCUAGAGGCGGAUGUAACAAUUGAUUUGUACGAGUAUGGCCACCAGAUCGAAGACGAAGAGCUGAUUGCCAACAUAAGAUUGAAAUUUCGCGUGAACGCGGAGGCUUACAUCAACGCAGCUGCGGUGUUUGAUCUAAGCUCGGAAAUCUUUUUAAAAUUUAUCGAGGACUUUAACGGCAUUGUAGGCGAUAAGCUUCGCUUCAGUGUGAUAGAUCGGUAUUGCAGUAUACAUGGCUUGGUCGAGAGUUCUGCAAAACCAUCCCCAGACAAUACAUUCAUCGAAAGUGAUAACGACGAUGAAGUUUCUGAUUACUCCCAGAUGACGAAAAAAAUAAAGCCUGCGACAGAAGCCAGGUCGCAAAUUGAUACACUUAAAGAAGUAGAUCUGGAGCAAGCCAAAGAGACUAAAGACGAAAAUGAAAACGAUGUCGAAAAGGGCAAAGACGUAGCUUUAGACCAAGUAAAUACAGAACAAAGCGAUAAAGAGAUGAACAGUGAGAAGGAGCAGGAGAAAAGGGACGAAUACAUACGCAAUUUAUUGAAAACUAUCAAAUUUACAUCAAUGACAGCGUAUGACUUUUGUGCUGGACCAGGUACAUCCAAUUUACUAACUAUCGAAAAGAAAUACGAAUUACUAUCUUCCAUAUGCAUUGCUGAACACAAAAUGAGAUUAUUAACAUCUUACAAGUAAACGCAUAUAUAAUAUUUUUCCUGCCAUUUUCCAUCAUAAUUGUUAUUAAAUGCUCAAAGCACAUGCAUUUAUA